Molecule: messenger RNA, 519 nt
Organism: Meyerozyma guilliermondii ATCC 6260
Lineage: Eukaryota; Fungi; Ascomycota; Pichiomycetes; Serinales; Debaryomycetaceae
Exons: 1
Coding region: 1-519 (172 amino acids)
Cellular component (GO): membrane
Source: RefSeq, a predicted model, not a curated record
AUGGAAUUUGUGACUUUCCUUCGUGAUUAUAGACAUCACAAAAAUCCAUCUGUUGGUUAUGUUGCUUCAGGAUACUGGUUUGGAGUCACCCUCGGCCGGUUAUUAUUGACGAGAAACCUUCACAAAUAUUUAAAUCCCAGAAGGGGAACCACUGUGGUGGUCUGUGGUGCUAUGGUUGCAAUUUCGUUGGCUUGGGCCAUAGACAAUCUUAUUGCGACCGGUGUAUUUGUUUCCCUUGCUGGUGUGUGCAUUGGCCCAAUCUAUUCAUUGAUGGUGCUUCACAUUUCACGCCUCUUUCCCAGAAAAAUUUUGGUGGUUUCAUUGACAAUUACCACUGCUUUUGGCUCUUCUGGAGGAGCAUUGUUUCCCUUUUUGGUUGGACUCAUAUCUCAGUAUAUUGGAGCCAUGACGGUUAUGCCUGCGUUCAUCAUUAUGUUUUCCAUCAUGUUCACAUUCUGGAUCUGUAUGCCCAAUCCUGCUCGUCUUCGUGGAAAUGUGUUGCUCAAGAUUUUAUGGUAA